Mizuhopecten yessoensis (Yesso scallop) is the source of this 1049-nucleotide messenger RNA. RefSeq names its product glutathione S-transferase P-like. Gene Ontology annotation, molecular function: glutathione transferase activity. Gene Ontology annotation, biological process: glutathione metabolic process. Bases 175 to 699 code for a protein of 174 amino acids. The transcript is spliced from 4 exons. The record is from RefSeq and is a predicted model, not a curated record. Lineage: Eukaryota; Metazoa; Mollusca; Bivalvia; Pectinida; Pectinidae.
GUUCUAACGUCGAAAAUGGCUGACAACUGGGAGUUGCUGUUCUGGCCUUGUGUCGGGAGGGGUGAAUUCGUGCGAGUAAUAUUUUAGGAGGCUGGGGUUGAAUUCAAAGAUACCGAUGAUAGGCAGGUUGUAACCGAAAAGGUGAAGGAGGGUAAACUAGGAGGAUUCCCGGUGAUGUUUCCACCUGUUAUAUGUAAUGGCGAUUUCCAUCUUUCUCAAACACCCACUAUAUGCAAAUACCUGGGCAAGAAGUUUGGGUUGUACCCUGAUAAUGAGGUAGACGAGUGGCAUGCUGAUCAGAUCAACACAACAAUUCACGACUACAUUGCGGAAGGAAGACUGUGUUUCCAUGGUAUCAACCCUACCAUGACCUAUUACAACCAGAUUGAAGAAACUAAACCGUACAUUGAACGAUUUGUCGCCGAGAGAAUUCCAAAAUGGCUCCAGCAUUUCGAAGAUGUUCUUCUGGCUAACAACGGAGGAAAGGGCUUCAUUUUUGGGAACAACUUGACUUAUGUGGACCUGGGCUUAAUGCACGCUUUGAGGGCCACAGAAUCUCAGUUUCCAGACGCUUGGAAUAAUGCCGACUACAUACCAACUUUGAAGAGUUUCAAGGACAGAAUGUGUUCCCGGCCACGAUUGGCUGCUUAUUUUAAAUCGGACAAAUGUCGGGCUUUCGAAGGCAAUAGUAUGAUGUAAAUUGUCACAGAAAAUCAUCCUGUCAGUGUCAUGUUUUGACAGUUUAGAUGUGUGUUCGAUGUUUAUAUAAUUUAUUUUAAUUUCUUAUCAAGAACAAUGGGUGCAUCAGUCUUAAAAACUGCUUUCCGGGGAUAUAAAUAAAAACAAAUGGACAGAACCAGACCAAAAUUCGACAGCUCAGUUUACACCUAGGGAGGAUUCCAUAAACAGACAGCAACCAUCACCUGUCGUGUGCCUAUACUUCCUCUUACCUGCCAUAACAUGUUCCCACUGUUGGACAUAUUUACUAUCGAUCGUAUCUUGAUGUAUUAUUUACACAUAAGACUUUCAAUUAAAACAAAUAAACACGG